AUGGAUCCGGCUGAAGUUGAAAUAAUUUCUGUGCUCAUUGCCUCGGACAAAGUCCUCUGCCUUCGCAUAGCAUCGGAGUCCCCUUUGAUGGGCCAAUCUGCGCACAUUCUGGAUGGGUGCUUAGCACAUCUGCAGAUGAACAGAAGCCGCAUGGAGGCCGACGAGACCGAUGUGAGUGGACAAUUGCUUCCGCUCUUACGCUCAGCCGGCACUUGGCCUGAAGCCAAGAAUGCAUCCCUGCUAGAGCUGGAAGGCACGCGGGCCAUCGGAGUGGGAUCGAAUAUCAAGGCUAGGCGGCGUUCCGCGUGGCUUGCCAUGGCCUUGGCCUUCGUGGUGUCGGCCGGGCGGCGUGGGCACAACCCGCAUCAGCUGACCCGGCUUUUGAGUGAAUACGGCCUCAAUAAUUUAGCGACAACGGCCUGGCACGUGAUGUCCAAUAGACCUGCUGUCAAUGCCCCAGAAAGUGCUCAGGCGCACACGCAGGGCGUGGGCUCCGGCACGGCGCCUGAUCCUCAACCUGCCGCGAGUCCGGAGCCUGCCUCUGUAGCGGGCCGGUUUCGAUGGGGCGAGGAAAGGAGGCAAGAGCGUUCCUCUAACCCCGGCCGCUGGCGUGAGGGGCAGGUUGCACAGGACGGCAUCUCGCCCGGAGCCACCUACACACAGGGCAUGAGCACGGAUUCUGAAGUCCACCAGCCGAUGCCGGAGCCUGUCUCAGCUCAGAUUCCCUCACAUGCGGGCACUGUAUUCGGAGCCGCGGGCCGCGUGGUGCCUGGUCUCCACCAGCCAGAGGCUUCUCUGCGAAAGGACACUCGGUCUCGUGACGUGCAGGUUCCCCCGACUCCCACGUUGGAAGACAACUUCGACUUCGCGAUAGGGCUUUAUCCUGGUCUCGUGUCGAAUUUUAGUCGGGUCCUUGUCUUCAACGACCCAAUCGGUGUUGAGGAAUGCUGA
Symbiodinium necroappetens is the source of this 951-nucleotide messenger RNA. NCBI's taxonomy places the organism in Eukaryota, Dinophyceae, Suessiales, Symbiodiniaceae. The record is from the annotation of a GenBank genome assembly.